UCACUCUCACUCUUACAGGCUGUCAUAGUUAUAGUGGCAGUGGUUUGUUUCCAUCACUUAUAGGUUAUGCUGUUAACACUGAGAAUUGGAAUUUAAAAUUUUACUGAUAUGUUUAGUUGUUAGCCAUAAAUUCAAACACUGAUAAUUAUUAAAAAAAUUUGCAAUGUCACUAGUAGUGGGUGGAGACAGAAGCAUACUCCAAAACAAUACCAAAGUAUCAAGCUACAACCCUCGUUCAGUGGAAGUACAAAGACAUGUGUCGGACUUUGCCGUACAAAGCUCUCCUCUCCGGGGUAGAAAAGCAAAACGAAUCAGGUUCCUGUGCAACGGGGAUAAAUUCUACAAGGGAGUAGUGAUGGCAGUGACACCUGAGCGGUACCGAUCGUUCGACAGUCUUCUCACUGAUCUCACCCGCGCUCUGUCGGACAACGUGAACCUGCCCAGCGGAGUCAGGAUGUUGUUCACCAUGGACGGGCGAAAGAUAUCGCAGCUGGAAGAACUGGAGGACGGGAAGUUAUAUGUGUGCUCAGGUACCGGUGAGACGUUCAAACGUGUCGAGUACUCUGUGUCCUCGUCCAGCAUAACCAAAGUGAAACCUUCAAGAUCUCUAACUAGACUCUCGCCGUGUUUAAACAGUGCGAGGUCUACGAACAAUGUUAUCCGUCCUAGAAUAAUUGUAGUUGUUAGAAACGGAACGAGGCCUAGAAAAGUAUUAAGACUUUUACUAAACAAAAGAAAUGCACCGUCGUUUGACCACGCUCUCUCAACAAUAACUGACACUGCCAAAUUAGACACUGGUGCUGUGCGAAAAGUAUUUACUUCUUCUGGUGUACCGGUUGUUGCGUUAGAAGAUUUCUUCGGUGAAGAUGAUGUGUUUUUUGUGUAUGGAAACGAACGUCUAAGUUCUGACGAUUUUGAGCUGGAAUUUGAAGAACUGAAAGCAAUUCAAGCGCAACGCAAGAGUCUGAGACGAACUGGCGGAGAACUGAAGUCAGGCACUCAUUGCAUCGAUGAAUUGGGUCGAGGAGUGCCAAAGUUACCAAACAAGACAAAGUCUGUUAAAGGAUCCCGUAGACAGGACUCCAACCCCAGCAUUCCAAGCAAGGUGCUCAGCAGGUACUCUGUGGGGCUCAUCAUCGGGGAUGGGAACUUUGCCGUCGUCAGGCGUUGUUUUGACAAAGUGAAGGGUGCAGAGUUAGCGCUUAAGAUCAUUGAUAAGUCUAAGUGUGCCGGGAAGGAGCAUAUGAUCGAUAAUGAGGUGGCCAUCCUCCGCAGUGUCCAACAUCCGAACAUCAUCAGGCUGGUGGCGGAGCAUGACACACCCGCCGAACUGUAUCUCGUCAUGGAACUUGUCAAGGGAGGAGACCUGUUUGACGCUAUAACGAGAGCAGUCAAGUUCCCGGAGAAUGACGCUCGGUUGAUGACUCAGAACCUGGCCUCGGCACUCGCCUACCUCCACGAGCAGAACAUUGUGCACCGGGACAUCAAACCUGAGAAUUUACUGGUUGAGUUUGAGGGAGAGACUGUCCGAACGUUGAAGGUGGGUGACUUCGGCCUGGCGCAGAAGGUGGUGGAACCACUGUUCACGGUUUGUGGCACGCCAACCUACGUGGCUCCUGAAAUACUGACAGAGGUUGGCUACGGCCUCAAGAUUGAUGUGUGGGCAGCAGGAGUGAUCCUGUACAUUCUCCUCUGUGGGUUUCCUCCAUUUGUUAGCCCCAGCAAUGACCAGGAGGAAUUGUUUGAUGAUAUUCUCAGUGGCCAGUACAGCUUCCCUUCGCCCUACUGGGACGACGUGUCCGAGCUUGCUCGGGACCUCAUCAGCCAUGCCUUACAGAGUAACCCCGAGCUCAGGUUCUCUGCUGAGGAUGUCCUUGAUCACCCUUGGUUCGAGUCCAAACUCGAGGAAUGACGAAAAUCUUAACGUCUUUUAGUUGUCUGACAGAAAAUUGUUUGUUUGCUAUUUAUUAUUUUUAUUAGCACAUCUAGUAAAUUUCCUCUCGUAAGACAAGAUGGUGGUAUUUAUUGUAGGUAAGUUUUGGUUAACUUCAUUGUUACAUUUUUUGUUUGUUCUUUUGACGUUGGCUACGGUGUAUAGACAAACCUUAAGACUAACUGAUACAGUAAUAUAAUUUAACAAGAAGUAAUAUAAGACAUUGUGUUCUAUUCACAAUAAAGAAUCAUGUGUUCACACAAGUUAAAGUAAUAUUUUUAUGCAUAAAUCGUAAUACUUUCCCUCUUAUAUCAAAGUAUUUGUAUGUGUAUAUUUAAAUAAAUAAUUGUAAUGAUUGUAUUUUCUCUCAAGAAUGCAACCUCAAAAAAUUAAUUUUUUCAAAUAAAACAAUUUUACAUUAUCGUAUUAGCAUUAAUUAAUCUGCCAUUAUUGCCAUUAUUACACGGCAUGAUUUAUUUGGAGAUGUGAAUUAAUGAUAUAAUUUCUUGAACGGCUUGAAUGUGUUGGUUGGGUUUGAGGGGGACUGUCUGAGCGUUGAAAGUAGGAAACUUUGGCCUGGCGCAGGAGGUGGUAGAACACUUUUCAACGGUUUGAGGCACACCAACUUGCGUGACUCCUGAAAUACUGACGGGGUUGGUUGCAGCCUCAAGGUAACUGAGAUUCUGACUUAGACGAUGUUAUUUUUGUACAUCUGGAUUGAUUAUAUAAACACCAAAACACAACAUAAAGACACUAAUUGCAGGUUGCAGAAAAACGUUCCUCAUAACCAUACAAAGAGGAAACAUGCUUCAAUCAGCAAUUUUUUUUUUAUUUGGUUGAAUGAUUCUUGAGUCAGAUAAAAACAUCCAAAAUACACAAUAAAUCACUAUUUCUUAAACAUCUGCUUGGUGCUGGAGCAUUGUCUGGAGUAAAUCGCGCUUUGCGCCAUACAUACAGGAGAUGCCAGUUAGAAAAUUAAUUAUAUCUUAUUUACGUAUUCAAUUUUCAAUUUUGAAUAUUGGAAAGUCAAAAUAUUUAUUCAGAUGUACAAUCAUAACUCCAUCUAAGUCAAAAUUUCGGUUACCUUGAGGCCAUAGCCGUCAACCUCUGUCAGUAUUUCAGGAGUCACGUAGGUUGGCGUGCCAUAAAAAUUUAACAGCGGUUCCACCACCUUCUGCGCCAGGCCGAAGUCUGCCACCCUCAACGUUUGGACAGUCAUUGUUCCUAAACCAAAGCAAUAAUCUAGAAUAUCAGCUGGUAACGACAUUAUUCAAUACAAGUUUGAAACACAACACAACAUUACAAAAGAUUGCAAUUGCAUGCACUGCCAACAUACGCUCAGCUGUCCAACAAUGCUCAGCUGUUUAUAUAUCUAUCUCGAUUCGUUCUAGAACAGGGGUUACUGAAUUACACUUUAAAACACUAAGUUUCGGAUGUUAUCCUAAUAAUAAUGUACCUAUGUCACAUACUCCUCCUCAAACCCAACCUGCACAUACAAGUCGUUCAAGAAUUCACGUCAUUAAUCCACAUCUCCUAAUAAAUUAUGCCAUGUAUUUAUGGAUACUUAAUGCUAAUACGACACUGGUAAGAAUUUUGUAUAAAAAAUAUACAUUUUUUGAGAUUAAUUACUUGAGAGAAAAUACAAACAUUACAAUACUUUUUUUUAAAUAUACACAUACAAAUACUUUGAAAUCGGAGGGAAAUACUACAAUUAAUGUAUAAAAAUAUUACUUUUUCUAUCUAGUUUGUCGAAAAAUGUCAUAUGACAGCCAUACUUACUCAUUUUGUGAACUGUUCAUCACUCUACAAAGGACUAAGCAUUUAUAAAAUGUACACCAGUAUUUUAUGUGUUAUGUAGCAUCAUAAAAUAAAAAGAAUUAUUUGAUGUAGAAUACUGUUAUUUUUUUCUGUGACGAAUGUAUAAACAUGUACCGAAUGUAGCAAAAAGGUUCUUUUUCAACGGUAAAAACUUUUCAAAUCAUUAUACACAAUCACCAGUAUUGUGUGUGUGUGUGUGUGUGUGUGUGUGUGUGUGUAUAUAUAUAUAUAUAUAUAUAUAUAUAUAUAUACACACACAAUUUAGACUCUCGUACUGGAUGAUGUUUUGUAACUUUAUAAUAUUUUGUGUAAAUUUAAUAAACCAAAUCAACUUUCAGGGGUCUGUUUCAAGUAAACCGAUAUAUUGUAUACCGUUAUAUUUUCUAUGUAAAAAGUUUCACCAAAAUAAUUAUUUCAAAAGUGACUACAACUGUGUAUUUGUUUUCUAAAUCAAGAUUUGUAUAACUUUACUAACCAAAAUGAGGGAUCAAGAUGGGAUCAAUAUCCUUGGAAAUUAUGCUUCUAAUUAUUUCACAGAUAUAGAGUUAAUCACUAUAUAUCACAACACUAAAGUGUUCUUAACUAAUAAUUAUUAAUUUUUUUCAACCACUUAAUGUAUGAGGACUGUCCAGAAAGUAAUUAGACGUUAUGAAGUAAAAUAAUGUAGCCAAAUGAAAAAACCAAAUUUUUAUAUAAAAAUUUGGACUAUUUUAAAGCCUUUUCUACACAAUAUCUAAUCAAAUUAAAGUACUUUUUGUAAUAUUAUUUUUACCUGUUUUAAACUAUUGUAAAUUUACUCUAUAUAAUAUGAGGUUGAGAGGUAGAGAGGGCUUGACAGUCCUAGCUCCACCUCUUUAAAUAAAAACAUUUUAAAAUUUAAUUUAAUUUUUUUUUAUAGUGUCGUCUCCAGUUACAAUAUGAUAUAUUAUUCUAUUUCUUCAUCAAUUUGAUGGUAAAUGUAUACUGUAGUAUGUACACUAAUAAAUAGUCAAUCAUUGUUCCUCUUUCUUCAUAAAUUUUAUGAUAAAUUUGUACUGUAGUGCAGGGGAAUUUACACCAAUAAAUAGAUCUAAAUCUUUCAAGGCUGAUAAUAAUCAUUUAUCAUAAUGCUUUGAUUAAAAUACUGACAUUCUGUCUAGGGUGAAUAUUGCUGACUGACAAGCUUUAUUUAGAAAACAUAGUCCUAAUUCUGAAUACUUUGUUUCUAACAUUGCAAAUUACACAAUAAUUUUCCACAUUUAAAUACUCCCUUUUCAACUGGACCAUGAAUCUUGGCUCUACAGAUUCUGAUGAAUAAGAAAGCACAGAGACAACCACCACAAAAUUUUGCAACCAUGAAACUUUACAUCCACUAUGAACUUUUGUCACCACAAAACUUAACAACCACUAUGAACUUUGGCCGCCACGAAACUUGACUCCUGAGAAUUGUUGCCACCACAAAACUUACCUACCACGAACACAUCUAAACAACUCCAAACUAAUUUGCUUUAAACCAAGCCAAUAAUUUACAACAAAUUAAAAUUCCUUCACCAGAUGGUUUGUUGUGCAAGUAUACAAAUUAUAAUUUAAUAAACCAAAUAAAAUUUUACGGGUCUGUUUCAAUUAAACCGAUUAUUUGCGUCAUGCUUCAUGAGGCGGUUUAAGCAUAUGCAACUUCACUACUGGUUUUAAUUUUAUAAAAAACAUAUGUAUGAACUGGAUUACUUUUAUCAUUUACUGUACAAUAUAUAGAAGAGAAGGUGGUUCCUGCUCUGUGCACCAUCAUGAUAGGCUAAGAUGUACGUUACUUUCUAGACAGUCCUCAUAUUAAAGAUUCUGUUUGGGCAACAUAUAGUCUACACAGCAGAUCUGUUAUGUAUGCGUAUCUCAUAAAAGCAAUUUGUCUGGAAGAAAAUCUGUAAUUUUUUAAAAUUUAUUGUUAUGGUAAAGAAUACAGAGUUACUAAAAAACCACUUAAUAAUUUUUGUUGAGACAAUUUUGUUGUUUAGUAGUUAACAUGUUAUUUGUUUGCAUACUAUUUAACAUGUUUGUUUCCUAAAUACUAUUGUGAAUUGUGAACAUUUAUAUUUAUAAUCAUUUUAAAAAUAAAAUAAGAUGUGUUCUAUGUUUGUAAAGAGUUAAACUUAAAUUAUGUACUUUUACUCCACUAGUUUAAAGAUAGUUAUUUAUUAAGUAACAUUAUGGGAAUGUUCGCAAAACUUUGCAUAACUUAAAGCCAUAUUAAAAUGGUGUGUUUUAACUCAUAUAUGUUCUAAUAUUGAAUAUGGAAUUGACAUGAUUUUUGAUUGCGUUACAUAGUAUAAAAAAUGUGUUAAAUAUCAAAUUUGUUUUAGAGACAUAAAAUAUGAAUCCACUUUUUGACAUGACAAGCUGUAGAAAAGUCACGGAUGUUUCUAUCUUGUCAGCACUCUUAGGAUGUAUGUUCAGUUGUGAACAUCCUUGACAAAAUGUGAACAUUAAACAUUUGAAAUGUUAACCAACUAUUGCAGGGUUUAGGUUUUCAACCAAUGCCACUUUUAAUCCUCAGCACUAGCAAUGAGGGUUUCUUCUCUACGGUAUUCCCUCAUUGCCAUUUCUCAACGAUUAAUGAAUGUGCCUCAGGGAACACGUGUUGGCACUACUCACAACACAUUUUUCUUUUUUUUGAGAAUUCACAAUCCCCAUUUGCUAGAUUAGUCACUAAAAAAUUUCUUGCAUUUGCAAAGGUACUCUACCGAAUGACGUAAAAUGUGUACUGAAUUCAUUUUAAUUAAGAUAAUCAUUUCAUAAUGACUUCUUUUAACUUUUUAAACAAGUUUAGUCUUUUAGUAGGUCAUAUAGUUUUUGAAGAGAAAAAUGUACAAGUACCAAUUCUCUAAACAGUACUCCGUUAUUUCUACUUGAUAAAAUAUACUAUAUUUACAAAAUAUGAAAAUACUGAAUUGUGUGUGUAUUUUGUUACUAAGUUUUUAUUUUAAGUUAUGGAUUUGUGUUUUGGAAUCAACUAGCAUCAAAAUAUCUAUGAAAGUAGGAAAGAUAUUUGGUUUUUAAGGUUAUUUGGUGCUGUAGAACAACGGAACUCUGCUAGAUUUGCAAUGUUUGGUUUUCAGUACGGUAACUUGUGUUUUCUUGUAGAUAGAGAGUAUAAAGAAAGCGGAGAUAUUCAGGCACUAUUCGUUCAAUACCAAAUGCCAGCUUUAAUAUUACUGUAAGUAUGUGGCUAAUUUAUUUUUUUUAGGAUGUUUCCUAAAAAAGUAGGCUUCCAAAAAUGUGUAGUAUUUUUGUAUUGAGUGCUAUUAGAUUUAAGGCCAUUAGAGUUUAGCACCAAGUCGGUAGAUCUGUACAUAAACAUUACAUUUUUGUAUCCAUGCAUAUUUUACACGUUGCAAUAUUAUAGUUCUAGCCUUUAGUUUUUUCGUUUAACCAAUCAAUGUUUUUUAUAAUUUUAUUUUUAUAGAACUAAGCAAAGGUAGUACAAAUGAAAAUAAAGGGCUUUUUGAACAUUAUCAGCUUGAAGCAUUAAGAUUGAAUAGUAAAAUUAAUGUUUGGUGAAAACAAACUGAAAAUGUUGACUUAUGUGUAAUCUAAUUGUAAAAUCUUAGUUUUAUAAUCUUCAUAAAAGAGAAGGUUUUAAACACAUGGUGGUGUUUAGUGAUGGAAUUCUCUCCCUGACAAAAUAAGGAAACGUUUUCUAUACUUGCAUGUGACUAAACAUAAAUUAUUGAAAUAAAAAAUGGUUUUCAUUACUUAUUUAAAAUUAUUUAAUGAUACAUUAUUUACAUAAUAAUAAACAGAUUCUGGAUACACAAGUAAGAUAUGUCUUUAAACUGACUUUCUGUAUCAUGGAUUAAAUAUAAUCCACAUUGUUGUAAUUGUGAUGGUUAGGCUGCACAGGAGAUAAGGUGUCAAAGAUAUUGGUAACUCUAACGUAUUCUUGUAUGUGACAUUUUCUUUGGACUGGCAAACUUACAGAAUGGCAUUACAGUGGAUCCACAAUAUUGACAAGUAUAACAAUAUUUAAUUCACCUCUAGUCAAAAAAAAAAAAUUUUUUAUAGCAGUUUGCAUUGUGCGAUUUGCAUUUACCACUCAAACUACUAGUUUUAAAUCGGACUUAUUAAGGUUCAGUCUAUAGUUGUUAACAUUAAUGAAAUUAUAAAUGUAUUUUUUUCUUGAACAUUGUGUUCUCACCAACAAGUCAUGUUAACUUAAUUAUACUAUAAUUGUAAUAUUUUGUACUUAAUAAAUUCAAUUCAAUAUCUUUAUAAA
This is a messenger RNA of Homalodisca vitripennis (glassy-winged sharpshooter), 7997 nucleotides long. RefSeq names its product serine/threonine-protein kinase GL21140. Lineage: Eukaryota; Metazoa; Arthropoda; Insecta; Hemiptera; Cicadellidae. The record is from RefSeq and is a predicted model, not a curated record. Bases 164 to 1912 code for a protein of 582 amino acids. Gene Ontology annotation, molecular function: protein kinase activity; ATP binding. Gene Ontology annotation, biological process: protein phosphorylation; intracellular signal transduction. The transcript has 9 exons.